This is a messenger RNA of Pelodiscus sinensis (Chinese soft-shelled turtle), 2797 nucleotides long. Lineage: Eukaryota; Metazoa; Chordata; Testudines; Trionychidae. The record is from RefSeq and is a predicted model, not a curated record.
UCUAUGGCAGCGAGGUGGCUUAAACAGCCGGCCACAGGGCUAGCCGCCCGAGGAAUGGAACAGACUCGGGAAGAAAAAGAAGCAACCUUGGCAAAGAGAAAAGUGCCGUCCCUAGCAAAGCAACAGCCUUUGGGAACUUUCACAGGACCUGAAGCCGUGGGAUAGAAAUGACCAAAGGUGACCCGGGCAAAUUUGAAAGAUGAGACGGAGUCCACUGCAGUGCAACCGCAGCCGUCUGAUAAAAGCCAGGUUCCAGCUGAACUUGGACGGGUGCCUGGCAGAAGGGGAAAAGUUAGUGCACUGAAGCGGUCAAUAAAAGGAAGGAGACAAUGGAACAGUUCACAGAGCUCACUAGCAGACAGAAGCUACGACUUGCUCGCAGGAAUCUGAGCAAAAACGAAUUUCAAGGUGAAAAAGCAAGAUUACGCAGGCUCACAAGCAUUGAUGCAGGCACGCAUGGAAUUUCCCCGAAGUGCAGCAUGUACAGGCACUCCGCAAUUCGCCUCGCACGCUGACAACAACAGGCACUGUGGGAAGAAAUUCAGUUUUUACAAGCGCAGGUAACUUCCCCCACUCAUAGAGUCGGGAUAAAAAUCCAGGGUUCAGGUUUCCAACUACUCAAACCCAUGGAAGCAUGCCCUGCACUCAGCUAAAAUGCAUUCUUCUGUCUGAGAUAGUUUUACAUACCGGUAUGUUUUCCUUUGUAGCUUUUUUCACUGUGCUAAAUUUGCUGCUGGCUGUAUUUUAGGGGAACUUGAACAGUUAAACUCUCUCGACUCGAGUCUCUUUACCUUCUCCCGACUCUCCCUCUCUCUGUUAAAAGUUAGUUUUUAAUAGAAACUUUCAAAAUAGAACAUAAUUCAAAAUAGAACAUAAGAAAGAAAACAGAUAAGGUAAAAUUUUACUUUAAAUAAUUCCCAUAAAUUAAUUAUUUUCAUGCUUCAGGAAUGCAACAGCUGGGAUUACUCCCAACUUUCCUGAAGAUAAGGUGGCGUUGGUACCUUGUCAACGCGGGCCAUAGUGCGCAGUGGUGUAACAUUGGACUGAUCUCUGUUACCAACUGGUAGAGCUUUGCAUUUGGCAAUAAACCUGCUCGAUUGAUUUCAAACCUGGCCUGCAUCCGUCGUUUCCGGGGUCUCUCAAAGUUCUCCUGUGUUGAUCCAAGUGCAUGGGGUGUAACGCUCUAGAUAAAGGAAGUACCGAUUGUUAAGCACGCAGCCGAAAGUUUCUCAUCACCGACGGAGCAUAGGUCCUGUCAGGAGCGCGCCAGGGUGACCCUGAGCAGGUGAUGCUGUUCCUGACAGUUCAGACCACCGAAGGUACCGAGGUACUAAACUGAAGUACGACAGUUUUCAUGUUUGAAAACCGGAGAGAUUUUUUUUUCGGAGGUGAGCGAUUUUCUAACCAAGCCCAGCAGUCACUCUGCGUGCAAACACGGACAGAAUCGCAACAGGAGAAAUGGGGAUUAUCUGAGAUCGUUAAUCUGGACGUUUUAGUCUGUGUCUAUUCCACGUUUUCUUGGCUUUGGAACCACGACAGCCUUGGGUGAAAAGCGAAAACAAAUUCUCUCCUUUCAGCGUCCACUGCGACAAGAAAGCCCCAUUUUCACCCUCGACGUUGCUACCGUCUCAAACUGUCGGCCCAAGAUUUGAGCCUGGCAGUAUUUGGUGCUGGAACAUGAAGGCGAUUCCUUGUGGGGAAAGGCCAGCGUUUCUUUUAAACAACUCGCUAGCCUUCUAGCAUCUUGGGCUGCGGAGAAACAUUCAAACGGCUCAAACGGCAGAAAGCCAAAUAGCGAGUCUUUUUAAAACUGUGAUUUUUAGGCAAAUCUCCUGAUUUUUUGGGGGCAACUAAAGGAUGGCCCAGGUUAGCAAUGCUGCUCCUGAACGUUCACAGGACAAACUGGGCUCUCACAUCAAAGAUUAUGAGCUGCUGGGCGCAGGAGGUCCGGGUUUCCCAGCCCGGCUCUGUGCGGGCCCCCGAGGGCGGCUCCGUCACCCUGCCCUGCCGGUACAACAGCAGCCGGCCGGCGGCGCUGGGCAGUUACCGCUGGGUGAAGGAGGAGGCGGGCGCCCGGCUGGAGGUGAGCGACGCCACCCUGCAGUUCCGGGGCCGGGUGAACGGCACCCCCAGCCGCAGCUUCCUGCAGGACCGGCGAGCAGACGUGCGGCUCCGCGACCUCAGGCCCUACGACGCCGGGACCUACCGGUGCUGGGUGAAGAUCCCCACGGUGGGAGAGGGGGAGGGGAACGGGACCCGGCUCCUGGUGGUGAAAGCGGACACCCCCUCACUCCCCCCGGACUCCCCGGCACUGGGCACCCUCGGCUUGUGGCUGGGCACCGCUGUGGGGGUCGCUUUCGGAGUUGCCGUCCUGCUUUGGAUCUGCCGCAAGCGGAGAAAAGACAGGAGAGACGCACGACCCCGGACGGAAGCCCUGGUGCAACCCCCACGGUUCCAGGCGGCAGGCGGCUACAUCUUGUCCCCACAGAUUGGUGACCGGCUGGAUUUGAUCUGCCCGCGCUCCCGCCCACCUGGCCCCUUCUCCACAGAUGAGUAUGAGUUCUACAAGCUGUACCUGGUGCCAGUGGAGCAGGCGCGGGCCUGCGAGAUCCUCCGCAUUCCCAACCUGCUGCUGACGUGUGACCGUCCUGAGCAUGAUGUGCGUUUCACCAUUAAGUUCCAGGAGUACAGCCCCAAUCUUUGGGGACACGAAUUCAAGAGCAAUCAAGAAUAUUACAUCAUCAGUGAGUACUCAGAUGCCUGGGAUCUUGCUUGCUGGGAGGAGAGCGGGGACUAG